AUGAGCGAGGCUCCCGUCGCGAGUUCUGGCCACCUUGCCCGCAUCCGAGACAACCAGCGACGAUCGCGCGCGCGCCGCAAGGAAUACCUGCACGAGCUGGAGACGAAGCUACGGAGCUGCGAGCAGACAGGCGUCGAGGCCUCCGCCGAGAUCCAGGAUGCCGCUCGACGUGUGUUGGAGGAGAACAAACGCCUUCGCGCCCUGCUACGAGCGCGGGGCGUGUCUGAGUCUGAAAUAGUCGCCGUCAUGGGUAGCCAUGUCCAAACCCCUGAGCAUGCUUCUGCGGCGCCAGUCCUGGACUCGAUGCUGGGACAGAAGAGGGCGUGCAGUGGGCAGAGGUCCUGUGGCGGUGUUCCAUGUGUACCGCCGGGAGCAACAAGCAUGCCUCUUCCUCCCACACUCUCGCUGUCCCACCAGCGCUCGAUGAGCCUGGAUACCGGGAACGCAUCUGCCAGUCCACACUCAAUCGGCUCGAGUAGCAUCGAUACGCCUACUAGCAUCUCCACUCCAACCUUCCCGCAUAUGCCGAUGGCGACCUCACAGCCAGAAAUGCCCGACGAAUCCUUCCAGCACGUGAACUACGCCUACGAGAUACCAAGCGCACAAUGGACGUAUCCUCAGGAGACGAGCUACCUGCCGGAUCAAUCACUAUAUAACAACACUUCGUCUUGUGUGUAUGCCGCAAACAUCAUUCGAAGCAUGAGGUCCGAUGUCGGAGUCGAAUUGGAAGCUGAUCUAGGAUGUCGCGAGCUGGGUGCUGAUUGCGCCGUAGACAACUCAGUCGUGUUCAGUGCGAUAGAUAAAUACGCAGAUCACAGCCCUGGAGUUUAG
Messenger RNA from Mytilinidion resinicola, 831 nucleotides. RefSeq lists its product as uncharacterized. NCBI's taxonomy places the organism in Eukaryota, Fungi, Ascomycota, Dothideomycetes, Mytilinidiales, Mytilinidiaceae. The record is from RefSeq and is a predicted model, not a curated record. The coding region runs from base 1 to 831 and encodes 276 amino acids. The transcript is spliced from 2 exons.